Messenger RNA from Funneliformis mosseae, 894 nucleotides. Lineage: Eukaryota; Fungi; Glomeromycota; Glomeromycetes; Glomerales; Glomeraceae. The record is from the annotation of a GenBank genome assembly.
AUGAAGUUGGUCAUCCUUGAAAAAAAACAAGCUUUAGUGAGGCAUCAAGUAAGCUCUGUUGCCAAGACAAGCGAUGCUACCUUCCAACCUCCUAAAUCCAAUGACGUAUUGACAAAGUUUCGAAAUUUGUGGUGGACCGAUGGAAAUAUACACCCAAGUGCAAAUUGGGAAGAAGCUUCUGAUGUUGAUUGGGAAAAAUAUUCAGAGCGAACUGAUAUGUAUAAUGUGCAUGGAAGAUGGGAGUGGAUAAAUGGAAAUGUUUAUGUGUAUGAAUUGCCUUUAGGGCCUCAUGAGGUUUGUAAGGGUGCAAUUGAGAGAUUGAUUGUUAAGAAAGAUCCACAAGAUAUGCUCAUUAGUUCAGGAUCCACAUGUACAAAAGCCGGUAAUAAAGGAAAAGAACCAGACGGAUCUUUUUUACCAUUUGACAAACCUGAAGUAAAUUCAAAUGGACGUGAAGGCACUAAUUCUCUUUUACCGUGGCCCAAUCUUGUAAUCGAAGUCGCUUCCUUGGAAUCUGAAGCACAUUUAUUAAACGCAGUAAAAGAUUAUUGGCUCUAUCCAGGUAGAGCUCAUGAUGCAAUUGCAGUAAAAUUAGUACGAUCUGAUACAAUUAUUUCAAAAUUGAAAGUAUGGCAUUUUUGCACAGAUGAAAGGACACAGAGUGGGGAAUUAAUACCUGUUUCGGAAUUUGAAUUUGAAUUUAAUACCAUUGAUGAUAAAGAUCAAAUUCUUAUUCAGCCUCAACAACAUACUAUUGACCUUAAAAGAGAAUGUCUCUUUCAUGGAAUGCCACCAACUUUUCAAACACCUACAUCAAUACCCGAUUCUCUUACCGUAGAUUUUUAUUAUGUCAUACGUGCUAUGUUAGGUACACAUGAACUUAGGUUUUCAUAA